This is a messenger RNA of Fomitopsis serialis, 774 nucleotides long. RefSeq lists its product as uncharacterized. Bases 1 to 774 code for a protein of 257 amino acids. The record is from RefSeq and is a predicted model, not a curated record. The transcript has 3 exons. Lineage: Eukaryota; Fungi; Basidiomycota; Agaricomycetes; Polyporales; Fomitopsidaceae.
AUGCCACCCCGUACCCCACGCCGCCCGCAGCGCACGCCAUUCGAUACGAUCGAACUCUCGGACUCAGACAAUGAGUCUGAGGGAUCCGCGGCAUACUGGGCCAUCGCGGAUGCCCCGCUACCGGCACUUCUCGCCGCUGCGACAGACGCAGACCCCCCCAUUCCCCUUUCAUCCUCGCCCGCGUCUUCGCCGGCCUCCGCCUCGUCUCGCAACGGUGCCACGUCCAGUCGUGGGUCGACCGAGGCGUCGCUCAUUCGCGCACCACCCGCUGAUGACGCCGCCUCCGAGGAGGGCUCCGACGCGGAUGCGUCAAGUGAUGUAGAAGGGCCUGCCGUGCCUACUCCCAUCGCUUCCGACGCCGGAACAUUGUUGAGGAGCAAAACCUUUUGCGUCGCUAUCUAUGCCUACAACGAGGAUGGUCUGCAGCCCGACGUGUUCCUCUUCGACAAGCGUGGUCAACAGAGCUUUACCUCUGUCUGCACAAGGUACGAUUUGGGUCUUGUCGAUCCCAUCGCACUGUGGAUCGGCCCGAAGCGGGCGUGGCGCUUUGUGCAUGUCGAGAACAUUGCCAACGUCGUGUUCGGCUUACGCGAAGGCGAUUACAUUGUGUGGGUGAAGUGGGGACUUUGUAGCCUCCCGUUAAUACACGAGGUUACAGGCGGUGCGGCUCCGGAAUGGCCGGAUCGGGAGAGUAUCUGGGAGGAUAGGCGUUCUAUCUUCGAGGAGCUCGACCCGGAACGCAGACGUUUUGAAGAAAAUAAGCUUCGCUUGUAG